AUGUCCGUGUCCGGACCAACCAUAGCACCUGUGGAGGAGGGCAAGUUGCUCAGUGAAUCCCUGAGUACCGUGAAGAUUCAAGUCCAACAGAUGAAGCGGCAUCUGGAACUCGACCAGCUAAUGGACGCGCUCAAGAGCGCGAGCUUGAUGCUGGCCGAGCUUCGCACAUCCUCGCUCUCGCCCAAACAAUACUAUGAGCUUUAUAUGGCUGUCUUCGAUGCCCUUCGUCACUUAUCCAACUAUCUAUAUGACGCACACGUCCAAAACCGACACCACCUCGCCGAUCUCUACGAACUUGUACAAUAUGCCGGAAACAUUGUCCCCCGUCUGUACCUCAUGAUCACUGUCGGUUCCGUGUACAUGUCUAUUCCCGACGCACCCGUGAAGGAGGUCAUGAAGGACAUGCUGGAGAUGUCUCGCGGAGUGCUGCAUCCCAUCAGAGGGUUGUUCCUGCGCCAUUACCUUAGCGGUCAGACGAGGGAUCACCUACCUAUCGGGGAUGAUGCUGGUCCCAAGGGCAACCUCCAGGACUCUAUUAACUUCGUGCUCACCAACUUCAUCGAGAUGAACAAGCUAUGGGUACGACUUCAGCACCAAGGCCAUUCAAGAGAUCGCGAGAAGAGGGAAAUGGAGCGUAAGGAGCUGCGCAUCCUCGUCGGCACGAACCUCGUCCGCCUGAGCCAGUUAGAAGGCGUUGACCUCGACAUGUAUCAGAAGAUAAUACUUCCUAGCAUCCUGCAGCAAAUUGUCGUUUGCAAGGACGUUAUUGCGCAAGAGUACCUCAUGGAGGUCGUUAUCCAAGUCUUCAUCGACGAGUUCCACCUCUACACCCUCGGUCCCUUCCUCUCCGCCACCGCACAACUACACCCCAAGGUCAAUAUCAAGCAGAUUGUCAUCGCGCUGAUCGACCGACUGGCCGCAUACGCAGCGCGUGAGGCGGAGAACGAGGAUCCCGAAGAGACGAAAAGGCAGGAGGAGGCCGCGGCCCGUCGUCUGGCCGAGAAGGUCAAGCAAGCGCGAGGCCUGCGACAUAACGACGAGGGCGUAUCGUCCCCCGUAAGCGAAUCGGCACCGACGCUUAACAACGAGUGGGGUUCGCCGCCCACGAGCCCUGUAGCCGCCGAAAAGUCUCAAGAGGCGACGUCUCCCGUUGUGAAUGGCAACGGUACUGCUGAAGGUGGUGAGGAGGAGAAGGGGGGGAAGGAUGGGAAGGGCAAGGAGAAGGAGAAGUUGGAGCCGGAGCCGGAGCAGGUCAAGAAGUUCAGAGGUGUUCCGGAGAACGUGAAGCUGUUCGAGGUAUUCUGGCAUCAAGUGGUAGAGCUUAUCAAAGCUCGUCCGGACCUCUCAAUACAGGAUAUAACCGCCCUUUUGGUUUCGCUAACAAACCUGUCACUAAGCUGUUAUCCGGAUCGACUCGAAUAUGUGGAUCAGAUUCUCGGAUUUGCGGCAGAGAAAAUCACGGAGUUCAAAGACAGCCCUGACCUGCACCAUCCGCAAACGACUGCUAACCUUUCCGCACUGCUCAAUGCGCCCAUCAACUCCUACCAAUCAGUCCUCACCCUCCUCGCACUACAGCAGUAUACUGCGCUCCUCACACAGCAGCCGUACUCAACACGACGUACACUCGCCCAUUCCCUCGUCUCCUCUGUUCUAAAGAACGAGACCGUCAUUGAGACGCCUGAGGAUGUCAAUGGCAUCCUUGAGCUGUGUCACGUUCUCAUCCGUGAUCAGCAAGAUGCUGCGACUGGUCCCAUGCACGCUCAGCAAUUGGGCGGGAAGGACCCCCGGAGAGGACCCUAUUACAACGAGCGGGAGGAACUGGCUGAGGAGCAGGGUUGGGUUGCGCGCAUGAUCCACCUCUUUCGGUCAGAAAACCUGGAUGUCCAGUUCGAGGUCCUGCAAACGGCAAGGCGACACUUCGAGACCGGCGGCGACCGAAUGCGCUACACUUAUCCUGCACUCAUCACAUCUGCGAUCAAGCUGUGCAGAAGAUACAAGAACCGCGAGCACCUCGAGGACGACUGGCAGUCCAAAGUGUCCACGAUCCUCAAGUUCGUCCGCCAACUCAACUCGAUUCUCUCCUCCAACGUCGAAGCGCCCACAAUCGCGCUUCGUCUUUUCCUCCUUGCCGCACAGGUCGCCGACGAGUGCGGGUUCGAGAACCUUACGUACGACAUGUAUGUCGACGCAUUCACCGUGUACGAGGAUAGCAUCUCGGAGAGCCGCGCACAGCUCCAGGCGAUCACCCUCAUUAUUGGCACGCUACAGGGCGCGCGAGUGUUCAGCGAGGACAACUACGACACGCUAAUCACGAAGGCUGCACUGCACGGUGCGAAGCUACUCAAGAAGCCUCACCAGGCGAGCGCGGUGAAUUUGGCGAGUCAUCUGUGGUGGCAGGAGGUACCCCCUGAGGAGGAACCGGCUGAAGCGGAAAAAGAGGGCGAGAAGCAGAACGGGACGAAGGAAGAGGGAGAGAAGAAGGCGGUGAGUUAUCCUCUGCAAGAUAGCAAGCGCGUCCUGGAGUGCCUCCAGAAGGCGCUUCGGAUCGCGAACUCUGCCACUGAGGAGAUCAUCACUAUUCAGCUGUACUGCGAUACGCUCGACCAGUACUUGUACUACCUCGACCGGGGUGCACCAGCGGUCACGCCAAAGUUCGUUAACAGCCUUGUCGAGCUCAUCACGUCCUCAAUCGACAACAUCGCGUCACCGGACGUGCACCCCGCCCAGCGCGCCCCGCCUGGGCUGCUCGAAGGCGUGCAGACCCCGGAAAUGAUCACGCGUCACUUCCGCAACACGCUCCUGUACAUACUGACGAAGAAAGCAGCUGCGGAAGCCCCGGGCGCCACCCCUGGUGCGGCGGAGUCAAGAUGGGACGACGUCGACAUCGUCGGGGCGCUGCUCAAGAUGGGCAUCCCGACUCGGUGA
Molecule: messenger RNA, 2925 nt
Organism: Dichomitus squalens LYAD-421 SS1
Lineage: Eukaryota; Fungi; Basidiomycota; Agaricomycetes; Polyporales; Polyporaceae
Product: vacuolar protein sorting-associated protein 35
Exons: 10
Coding region: 1-2925 (974 amino acids)
Biological process (GO): retrograde transport, endosome to Golgi; intracellular protein transport
Cellular component (GO): retromer complex; late endosome; retromer, cargo-selective complex
Source: RefSeq, a predicted model, not a curated record